AUGGAACUGCUUGAACUGUACUUUGAAGUCUCUUUGCGACCACAUUUGGUCUUCGAGGAAAGGUCAUGGAGUCGAUGGCGAGUACGACGGGUGAUGUGGAUCAUCGGCUGCGCAAACACUGUAUGCCAGGCCGCUCGUUACGCCGGGCAGCACGACUCGCUGUUGCUCCACGACGAGCGGCUCGGGCAACACCCCGACCACGACAGAAGAUCUCCGAACGGCUCAGAAAAGCUUCAACACGAUCCUAAUCAUCAGCAACGGCCGACCUUGUAUGUGCGAUGGCUCGAAGACUGGUGGCUCGGCGAGCUCGUUGCCGUGGUUUCUAGUUGCGCCCUGGUUGUCGCCCUUUGCAUCAUUCUCAAGAAGUACGAUGGAGAGCGGAUGCCUUCGUUUUCAACCUGGUUCAACUCGAGUAUUACGCUGGGUACGCUGGUGUCGCUGCUUACCACGCUGGCCGUCGCGAUGGCGCUCUCAACGGUGCAAGAGUGCCUCAGCCAGCUUAAGUGGCUUUGGUAUUCGGGCGCGAGCCGGCCGCUGGGUGAUUUCAAGACGUACGAUCGUGCCAGUCGUGGGCUCAUCGGCAGCGUGCAGCUGCUGUGGAAACUCCGCCUUACGCCCACUGCCUCCUUUGGUGCGAUACUCACGGUCGCCCAUCUGGCGGUUGCACCACUUGCGCAACAGUCGCUGCUGUACCGGUCGGUACCCGUCGUCGAAAUACAUGGAAAGGCCACUAUACCUAGCACGAAGGAUUGGACAGAGGCCCAACAGCAGACUCAGACCUUGAAAAUGCCUGAUGGCUACGCUUCUAUCUCUCCAGGAAUGAAAGGUGCUAUAUUUAAUGGCUUCUUUGCAAGCGCCAACGUCACAAUCAACGAUACUCUGCCGACCUGCUCAACUGGCAAUUGCGUAUUUCCCAACUAUCAGUCCUUAGCCAUCUGCGCAUCGAGCGCCGACGUGACUCCUCAUCUUCAAAACUUAACAACGGAAGGAGAGGUUAGAUGGUGUCUCCCCGGCGGAUUUUGUGCCUCCAACAACGUCACCACCGUAAGCUAUAUGAGCGCCAAUAUCACCUCGGCCGUAACCCAGGCUGAUAAGGACGCCACCGAAGAACUUCUGUCGCCACUUAACUACACAUCGCUUGCUUUCGCCGAUUAUAUCACUCCCGUAGGCGACUUCUACAUCAUUUACAAAAACCAGACCAAGUCCAGUGAGACGCUCUGGGCGGCAGUGGAGUUCGUGCUCGACUGGUGCGUGCCCACGUUUUCCACACAGGUCAUCAACGGCACCGCCGUUACCUCACGGGGGCCGGAUCCCUUCAUGGACUUUGACGCUGAGCCCCAUUCUACGAUCACGGGACGUAUAGGCGGCGAGGACAUCACUGUAGACACACUCUCACACUACACGCUGCAGCGCUACCUGAACCUCUCGCUAUCCGGCGGCGCCUAUCUGGCCGAAACCGACACUUACGCCGACUCUGAUCAGGUGCAGAAGCUGGUCACUUUUUUCGGCAUCGGUGGCCAAGAAACGGAUUUAUCGACGACGCGCGUGGACGGCCUCGCUGCCCUGGACGCCAUGCUCGCGAACACGGCUACAAGCAUGACCAACUACAUACGCUCAGUGCUAAAGACAGACCACGUUAACGGCACCGCCUUUGUUCAGCAGAACGUUGUGCACGUGAGCUGGUCGUGGAUCGCCGCGCCCAUUGUCUUCUGCGCAGCCAGUCUGCUUUUUUUCGUUGCCGUUGUCGCACUCUGCAGUGUCCGCCGCACUGUCAGGCCGCCCUUGUGGAAGUCCAGCGUCGUCGCUACCCUGCGCUGCCUCGACCCAGGUCUGCAUCGUGAGCUAGGCGGCCCUCCAGGUCGGAUGGCUACAAGUGGAGCCGCUGACAAGUUGAGUGUGCGGCUUGUGCGUGACGGCGAGGGCUGGCUGCUGGUUCGAGGCACGUCCGCCAAGUCUAAUACGAGCAUACGAAUGCCCUGA
Messenger RNA from Dothidotthia symphoricarpi CBS 119687, 1980 nucleotides. RefSeq lists its product as uncharacterized. Bases 1 to 1980 code for a protein of 659 amino acids. The transcript has 2 exons. The record is from RefSeq and is a predicted model, not a curated record. Lineage: Eukaryota; Fungi; Ascomycota; Dothideomycetes; Pleosporales; Dothidotthiaceae.